Bufo bufo (common toad) is the source of this 1588-nucleotide messenger RNA. RefSeq names its product oocyte zinc finger protein XlCOF6.1-like. Lineage: Eukaryota; Metazoa; Chordata; Amphibia; Anura; Bufonidae. Gene Ontology annotation, biological process: negative regulation of transcription by RNA polymerase II; regulation of cytokine production; regulation of immune system process. The coding region runs from base 19 to 1533 and encodes 504 amino acids. The record is from RefSeq and is a predicted model, not a curated record. The transcript has 5 exons.
CUAGAACUCACCCACAAGAUGAUUGAGCUGCUGACUGGAGAGGUUCCUAUAAGGUGUCAGGAUGUCACUCUCUAUUUCUCCAUGGAGGAGUGGGAGUAUGUAGAAGGACACAAGGAUCUGUACAAGAACGUCAUGAUGGAGAACCAUCAGAACCUCACAUCACCAGGAAGAUCCAGUAAGAGAAGAACACCAGAGAGAUGUCCCAGUCCUCAUCCUCCACAGGAUCAUCAGCUUUUGAAUCCGAAGAAAGAUCUCAAUAAUAUUAAUGCUAAAGAAACAUAUGUGAGCCCCGAUAACCAGUGUAAGGAUGAAUCUCCUACAGAAGCAUAUGUGACAGGUGAUGACCGUUGUAAGGAGGAACCUUGUACAGAAACAUAUGAGAGCCGUGAUGACCAGUGUAAGGAGGAACUUUCUACGAAGACAUAUGUGAACAGUGAUGACCAGUGUAAGGAGGAACCUCCUACAGAAGCAUAUACGAGGAGUGAUGACCAGUGUAAGGAGGAACUUCCUACAUAUAACCACCCAGAUGACUGUAUCGGGAGCUCAGAGAGACCUCUGGUACCUUCAGAUUUUAAAGUAGAUGAUCGUGGUAUUACAGAAGACACAUAUGAAGAGUGUGCCAUUAUCUCAGAUGUACCCUCAGCCCUUCACAGCAAAGAUCUAUCAUCUGAUCCUUUUCAACAUCUUCUAUCUUCUGAUUCAUCACAGACUGUAAAUGAGAAUUAUAGUCAUAAAAUGGAUGUUGUAGGUCAACCAUCAGAUCUUGAGAGACAUCAGACAAGUCACACAAGAGAAAAGCCAUAUUCAUGUCCAGAAUGUGGGAAACGUUUUGACAAGAAAACAAGAUUUAUUGAACAUCAGAGAAGUCACACAGGAGAGAAGCCAUAUUCAUGCACAGAAUGUGGGAAAUGUUUUGCUCAUAAAUCAGGUAUGAUCAAACAUCAAAUACUUCACAGUGAAGAGAAGCCAUUUUCAUGUCCUGAAUGUGGAAAGUGUUUUAGCUUCAAGUCAUCUCUUACUGGACAUCAAAGAAGUCACACAGGAGAAACAUUUUCAUGCCCAGAAUGUGGGAAAUGUUACAAAUCUAAAUCCUCUCUUUCUAUGCAUCAAAAAAUUCACACAGGAGACCAACCAUUUUCAUGUUCACAAUGUGGGAAACGGUAUGCAGUGAAAUCCCUUCUUGCUCAACAUAUGAAGAGUCACGCAGAAGAGAAGCCAUAUUCAUGUUCAGAAUGUGGCAAAGGUUUUACUCAGAAAUCACAUCUUGUUGGACAUCUGAGAAUUCACACAGGGGAGAAGCCAUAUUCAUGUUCAGAAUGUGGGAAGUGUUUUGCUCAGAAAGUGAACGUCCUUGUACAUCAAAACACUCACACAGGAGUGAAGCCAUAUUCAUGUUCAGAAUGUGGGAAAUGUUUUACUCAGAAAUCAAGUUUUGUUACGCAUCAAAGAUUGCACACACUUAAAGAAAAACCUACAAUAAUUGGAGGCAAAAUAUUGGUAUAUCCUACCAGAAAAAAGGAACGCAAACAAUAGCACUCGAUGAUGAUGAAACAUAUACGAUUAGCAAUUAAAGUCUGGUAUCCAAACA